UGGGUAAAGGAAGUGCGGUGUGUGUAAUCAACAUGUUGGGGGGAUCCAAUAAUAAGGUGAAGUAUGGACUUCAAUUGGCAGUCCAGAAGAAGAAAGGGAAGGAAGAGGAGGGACUGAAAGGAAAGCUGUCCGUACCUCCACCUCGAGUGGCUUCCAUCUUCUCUCAAGAUGAUCAUGAUGAGGAUGAUGUAGAGGCAGAGAUCGAGCGUCAGGCAAGCAAGAAGCGUGCUCAGAAGGAAAUAGAACUCCUGCAUGCCAAAGCAUUGCAGGAGAAUCCGUUGGCAUUUGAAUACGACGCUGUGUACGAUGAGAUGACGGAGAAGAAAAUGAAACCGAAGACAGAAGAGAUGGUGUCGCGAAAGCCAAAAUAUAUUGGGACAUUGCUGGAGAAAGCCAAGCGACGGGAGAUGGAGCAAGAAUUGGUGCGAGAAAGAACGCUGCAGAAGGAGAGAGAAAGGGAGGAGGGCAUGUACGAAGGAAAAGAGAAGUUCGUAACGAGUGCAUAUAAGAAGAAGCUUGCGGAGCAGGCUAAGUGGAUCGAGGAGGAGAAGCGACAAGAGGAGCGUGAAAAGGCUGAAGAUGUAACAAAGCGAAAAGACCUUAGUGACUUUUACCAUAAUCUGCUUUCGAAGAAUGUAGCGUUUGGUCGUGAAAGCACUUCUGUCCCUCGGAGCCCAAAGACUGGUCACAUGAGCAUGUCGGAGUGCCGAAAGGUUGGAAGUGCAGUAGGUCUAGCAGCUCCUGCAACAACAAGUGCAGCGACCAGGCAAAUCGAGCGCAACGAGAGGCAGGAUGUACCAUCGUCCCCAAGUUCAGGAGUUGAGAGGACGAGGACUAGGAGGAGACCUGGGGUCAGAGAAGAGGAUGGUGAUGACGAUGAGUGCAUUGGCGAGCAAGCAAGAUCUGCUGGUGCUUUGCCAUCAGACGACGUUGGUAUGUUGGGCGCUGCCCAUCAUCGCAUGCGUCAAGAGACCAGUCCAUCCAAUCUCAUGAGGAGAGAAAGGGAGGAGAAGGUUAGGAGAAGAGGUGGAGAGACGGUAGAGGACAAAAAGCAGCAGGCAUCAAAGGCGGGCAGCAGACAAAGCAUAGAUGAACACGAAGAUUGGAGUGCUCACGAAAGGAGAGAACAUCAGGGUCAGUAUCGGAAUAAGGGUUCAGGCAGACGGGAGGUUAGUAUUGAAGCAAGAAGAGGCGGAGAGACGGUAGAGGACAAAAAGCAGCAGGCAUCAAAGGCAGACAGCAGACAAAGCAUAGAUGAACAUGAAGAGUGGAGUGCUCACGAAAGGAGAGAACAUCAGGUUCAGUAUCGGAAUAAGGGUUCAGGCGCACGGGAGGGUAGUAUUGAAGCAGAGAGACCAUUCUUGGGGUAUGGGGGGGGUAAGACGGCCAGAGAUGGAGCGGAAGAUGGUACUGACAUACCAGACAGAGAGGUGGCCUCGGCUAUAGCACCAGAGCGAUUGACUGGAUCAGUUGAAGGGAAUGCCAUGGAGGAUGAAGGAGGUGGUCAUCAUCGUGGAAGGGAGACAGUUGCACACAAGAUGGCACUGUCACUCGCAGAUGAGAGGCAGCUGUCAGCGGAGGCCGUUGCCGCGGCAAGGGAGAGAUAUUUGGCAAGAAAGAAGAUGCGCAAGGGAACACUGACAGUGUUCAUGGCAAACUCGUGGAGAAACCUUCGGCUACGGGAGAGAGAGCUGCUUCAGAUUCAGCGGGAGAUGAGAGAGAGACUCGCUAUGGUUGCGAAAGAGGUCGAGUCACAAAGGGCAGCCUCGGUGGCCAGGUCAGCAGCACCAUCCCAUGCAGAGCAGGGAGAGACUGUGGCUGGAGUUGUUGCAGAACAGCAGAGAGCUGCAGUUUGACUUCGAUCAGCAAGGGAGAGAGACGAGAGGAGGGGCAGGAGCAUGGGGAGGACGGUGGGAAAAAGGGAAGGAGGAGGAGAAAUAAGAUGAGUAGGGCAAGGAGGAGGAGGGCGAGGCGGUAGAAAAGGGGUGGUGUCGGGUGGUGGUUUUUUUUGGGGGGGGGGUGCGCAAUCUCCCAGUUGUUCACUGGGGAUAUCCUGUCACUCCAGGAGGAUGGGGAGGAUGGGGAGGAUGAGGGGGAAAAGGGAAGGAGGAGGAGAAAUAAGAUGAGUAGGGGAAGGAGGAGGAGGGCGAGGAGAUAGAACAGGGGUGGUGUCGGGUGAGGAACUGGGUGACGCCGACGGUGGUUAGUGAUAUUGUUUUUGUCUUCGCUCGAAUAGAACGCCCCUCGGUCAUUAUUGCUGUAUGUAGACUGAAAGCUGCCCCAAAUGCAGGUGUAAUGUGCAGACGUUCUAUUUGGGUGAAGACGGUAGUGAUAUCCAAUGGGAGGUCAAGCCAUGUUUCUGCCACGAAACAGUACGUAGAACUCUUCAGUCAAUUGCCAGGUUGCCAAUCUAUUAUCUAUUCUUGGUUCUGGCGGCAUGCAACCGGUGCGGAUUGUUUGUUUGUUUUUUUAAAUAAAAAUUUGGACCAUUU
Messenger RNA from Chara braunii, 2492 nucleotides. The record is from the annotation of a GenBank genome assembly. Lineage: Eukaryota; Viridiplantae; Streptophyta; Charophyceae; Charales; Characeae.